UGCUGUGGUGCUUCCUUUUACCCCAUACAAAAUGGAACAUAAGAAACUACAAAGCUGAACAAACUACAAUCUUCUUAUAAAUGAGAGGCACUGAAGUCUGAGCAGUUUCCAGCUGAGGGAAAAUAACCAACAGCUUCUCCACAGUGUAGAUCAAAGCAGGGAAAACAUGAAUAUCACUAACUGUACCACAGAAGCCAGUGUGGCUGUGAGACCCAAGACCGUCACUGAGAAAAUGCUCAUUUCCAUGACUCUGGUGACCAUCACCACCCUGACCAUGUUGUUGAAUUUGGCCGUGAUCAUGGCCAUCUGUACCACCAAGAAGCUCCACCAGCCUGCCAACUACCUGAUCUGUUCUCUGGCCGUGACGGACCUCCUGGUGGCAGUGCUCGUCAUGCCCCUGAGCAUCAUGUACAUUGCCAUGGAAAGCUGGAAACUAGGGUACUUCAUCUGUGAGGUGUGGCUGAGUGUGGACAUGACCUGCUGCACCUGCUCCAUCCUCCAUCUCUGUGUGAUUGCCCUGGACAGGUACUGGGCCAUCACCAAUGCUAUUGAAUAUGCCAGGAAGAGGACGGCCAAGAGGGCUGGGCUGAUGAUCCUCACCGUCUGGACCAUCUCCAUCUUCAUCUCCAUGCCCCCUCUGUUCUGGAGGAGCCACCGCCAGCUGAGCCCACGCCCUAGUCAGUGCACAAUCCAGCAUGACCAUGUCAUCUACACCAUUUACUCCACACUGGGGGCAUUUUAUAUCCCCUUGACUUUGAUACUUAUUCUGUAUUACCGUAUUUAUCAUGCAGCCAAGAGCCUUUACCAGAAAAGAGGAUCAAGCCGGCACUUAAGCAACAGAAGCACAGAUAGCCAAAAUUCUUUUGCGAGUUGUAAACUUACACAGACUUUCUGUGUGUCUGAUUUCUCCACCUCAGACCCUACCACAGAGUUUGAGAAGAUCCACACCUCUAUCAGGAUCCCUUCCUUCGACAAUGAUCUAGAUCACCCUGGAGAACGGCAGCAAAUCUCUAGCACCAGGGAGCGCAAGGCAGCACGAAUCCUAGGACUGAUUUUGGGUGCAUUCAUUUUGUCAUGGCUGCCAUUUUUCAUCAAAGAGUUGAUUGUAGGUCUGAGCAUCUAUACAGUGUCCUCUGAAGUGGCUGAUUUUUUGACGUGGCUCGGUUAUGUUAAUUCUCUGAUCAACCCUCUGCUCUACACAAGUUUUAAUGAAGACUUUAAGCUGGCUUUUAAAAAGCUCAUUAAGUGCCGAGAACAUACUUAGAUUGCAAAAAGCCAAAAAGCAUCACUUUUACCAGCCUUGUGAGUGGACAAGGGUAAGGGGUGCAACUUAUCAAUUUGUGAACAUAGUUGGUUCAGGAAAUUUUGUGAGGUAGUGUGGUCUUUUUGUUUGUUUUGUUCUGUUUUGUUUGAGGUUUGUUAUUUGGUGUGCCGUUUUCUACCUCUGGUUUUAUUGUGGUACAUGAUUUCAAAUAAACAUUAUCAUAUAAAGACAGAAAUUUCAUAGAAAUAAUAAUAAGGUGAAAUAGUAACUACUUUUUUUAGCCAUUUCAGUUAAUCCUGCAAUUAAAGAAUGCCAAAAUAAAUCUUCAUUUGCAGAAUUUCUUAUUACUUAUAAAUCAAAUACCUGAUAACUUGCCUUCGUGUGGCAUUAAACCUGGGGUCAUGGCUCCAUAUUUGUGCAAAUUUUAGUGGGAA
Lynx canadensis (Canada lynx) is the source of this 1698-nucleotide messenger RNA. RefSeq names its product 5-hydroxytryptamine receptor 1E (gene HTR1E). The record is from RefSeq and is a predicted model, not a curated record. NCBI's taxonomy places the organism in Eukaryota, Metazoa, Chordata, Mammalia, Carnivora, Felidae. The transcript has a single exon. Bases 167 to 1264 code for a protein of 365 amino acids. Gene Ontology annotation, biological process: chemical synaptic transmission; G protein-coupled receptor signaling pathway, coupled to cyclic nucleotide second messenger. Gene Ontology annotation, molecular function: neurotransmitter receptor activity; G protein-coupled serotonin receptor activity. Gene Ontology annotation, cellular component: dendrite; plasma membrane.